This is a messenger RNA of Beta vulgaris subsp. vulgaris (sugar beet), 2737 nucleotides long. Its product is annotated as cleavage stimulation factor subunit 77. Gene Ontology annotation, molecular function: protein binding; mRNA binding. NCBI's taxonomy places the organism in Eukaryota, Viridiplantae, Streptophyta, Magnoliopsida, Caryophyllales, Amaranthaceae. Gene Ontology annotation, biological process: mRNA 3'-end processing. The record is from RefSeq and is a predicted model, not a curated record. The transcript is spliced from 23 exons. Gene Ontology annotation, cellular component: nucleus. Bases 253 to 2496 code for a protein of 747 amino acids.
GGCACGUGAGUUCGAACAUCCAGGGUCAGGGAUAGGAAAGUGAGAUUAACACAAACCCGAAUGCAUAAACAGACACAGCAGUACAGCACUCACCUCGCCGGAGUACGGAACCAUCAACUGUCUUGCUCAAUUAAAGGCUCAAACUCAUCAACCCCUCAAAUUCUCUUGCCAAUUUUUCGUUUAAAAAUUGGACACAAGUUGCAGCUUCAUUCUCUCCAUUUUUACAGAUUAAUAUUUCCGCUGUAAAUUGACAUGGCUGAGAUUAUCGAUAAUAAUUACAAUGUCGAAGCUGCUGAGAUUUUGGCUAAUGAGGCAUCGCAUCUGCCAAUCACUGAAGCAGCUCCUAUAUAUGAACAACUUCUGGCCAUAUACCCUACUGCUGCAAAAUUUUGGAAGCAGUAUGUGGAGGUACAAAUGGCUGUUAAUAAUGAUGAUGCUACAAAACAAAUCUUUAGUCGUUGUUUGUUGAACUGCCUUCAAGUUCCUCUUUGGAGGUGCUACAUCCGUUUUAUUAAGAAGGUCAACGAGAAGAAGGGCUUUGAUGGUCAAGAAGAGACAAGGAAAGCCUUUGAUUUUAUGCUAAAUUAUGUGGGAGCUGAUAUUGCAUCUGGUCCUGUAUGGAUGGAGUACAUCAGCUUCUUGAAGUCCAUACCGGCACGUUCAGCACAGGACGAGACUCAGCGAAUGACUGCUGUUCGCAAGGCAUAUCAAAAAGCUAUUGUUACUCCAAAUCACCAUGUUGAACAACUAUGGAAGGAUUAUGAAAAUUUUGAAAAUUCUGUUAGCCGCGUGCUGGCUAAAGGGCUUAUAUCGGAGUAUCAACCAAAGUUUAACAGUGCGAGAGCUGUCUAUAGAGAGCGGAAGAAAUACGCUGAUGAAAUUGAUUGGAACAUGUUAGCCGUCCCGCCAACUGGUUCCUGCAAGGAAGAACAGCAAUGGAUGACAUGGAAAAAACUUUUGGCGUUUGAAAAAGGAAAUCCGCAAAGGAUUGACAGCGCAUCUUCUAAUAAGAGAAUUGUCUUUGCCUAUGAACAGUGUCUGAUGUAUUUAUAUCAUUAUCCUGAUGUAUGGUAUGACUAUGCUACAUGGCAUGCAAAAAGUGGUUCUGUAGAUUCUGCUGUCAAAGUUUAUCAGAGAGCUUUGAAGGCUCUUCCAGAUUCUGAGAUGCUGAAGUAUGCUUAUGCUGAACUGGAGGAAUCCCGUGGAGCAGUCCAGCUUGCAAAGAAGAUUUAUGAGAGCCUGUUGGGUGAUGGCGUGAAUGCAACAGCACUUUCACAUAUACAAUUUAUUAGGUUCCUUAGAAGAACUGAAGGAGUGGAAGCUGCCCGCAAAUACUUUCUGGAUGUUCGCAAAUCACCACAUUGCACUUAUCAUGUUUAUGUUGCAUAUGCUAUGAUGGCUUUUUGUCUUGACAAGGAUCCUAAGGUUGCUCAUAAUAUUUUUGAAGCAGGAUUAAAACGUUUCAUGCAUGAGCCUGGAUACAUCCUUGAAUAUGCAGAUUUUUUGUCACGUUUAAAUGAUGAUCGAAACAUCAGAGCUUUGUUCGAACGUGCACUCAACUCGCUUCCACCCGAAGAAUCUGUUGAGGUUUGGAAGCAGUUUGCGCAAUUUGAGCAAACAUAUGGAGACCUUGCUAGCAUGCUGAAGGUUGAGCAAAGAAGGAAAGAGGCACUUUCCAGGACAAGUGAUGAUGGAGGUGUAGCACAAGAGGGUUCACUACAGGAAGUAAUUUCACGAUACAGUUUCAUGGAUCUUUGGCCAUGUUCAUCCAAGGAUCUGGAUCAUCUAGCACGGCAAGCGUGGCUUGCUAAUAACAUGAACACAAAAGUGGAAAAGACUAGCGUACCAAAUGGAGCAGGUUCCAUAGUUGAAGAGAAGAGUACUUCAGGAGUUACCACAAUGUUGGAACAAUCCUCAAAAGUGGUUAAUCCAGAUCUUACUCAGAUGGUGACAUAUGAACCGGGGCAGAAAUUAGGGUCUACAGUUCCUCCUAGCGGAAUGGCAGGUGGUUUUCCUGCUGCCGCUACUACCAUGUCAACAUUUGAUGGGAUUUUGAAAGCAGCUCCUCCUGCACUUGUAGCUUUUUUAGCAAAUCUUCCUGCCGUAGAAGGUCCAGCACCAGAUGUAGAUUUUGUGCUGUCCAUAUGUCUGCAAAGCAACCCUGUGACAGGGCAUGCGUCGAAGCAUGUGCUCUCAGCAGCGCAAGUACCUGCAGGAGCAGUGUCUGGUAUGAGCGAGCCUUCUGGUUCACACAAAGCCCGCCCUGCUCCUAGUGGCUCAUCUGUGAGAAUGUCAAGAGAUAGACAAUCUGGAAAGAGGAAAGAUGCAGCGAGACAAGAAGAUGAUGAAACUGCAUCAGUGCAGAGCGUUCCCCUUCCUAAAGAUGCCUUCAGAAUACGCCAAUUGCAGAAAGCUCGUGGAGGAACGGUCUCACAAACGGGAUCAACAUCUUAUGGAAGUGCCUUUUCUGGAGAACAGUCUGGCAGCACUAGCUGAUAGCUCUAUAUUGCAAUUUUGUACAAUUAGCAUUUCUAACACAAGUUUUUUUUAUUGUACAUUAUUUAGGCUACCAUUAUAUCUAUUCUUGUCUGUAUAAUGUCAAAUAAUGUAAUGAUCCAAUAAUCUUUAAAAGCUCUAUUUCCAGUAGUUGCCCUCUUUGUUGUAAUAUUUUUCAGAAAUUGGAUGUUAAAUGUUUAAUUAUGAGAUUGAGCACCUAUUAGAUGAUGAUUCUGUUUUA